Molecule: messenger RNA, 817 nt
Organism: Zootoca vivipara (common lizard)
Lineage: Eukaryota; Metazoa; Chordata; Lepidosauria; Squamata; Lacertidae
Product: large ribosomal subunit protein eL39
Biological process (GO): translation
Cellular component (GO): cytosolic large ribosomal subunit; ribosome
Molecular function (GO): structural constituent of ribosome
Source: RefSeq, a predicted model, not a curated record
UCCUCCCGCUUCACCGACCCUUUGCGAGGCCUCGGAUUGGCUGGCUGCCUCUGCCUAUCAAAGGGAAGCAGCCCUUCAAGUGCUGGGCGUCUAACGCUUGUCACCCGAGCAUAUUGGGAUAGAGGCGGGACAAGGAAGGUGUCAAAAAGAGUACAGUUGCUCUUUUUGUUUGUUGCCAUUGUGGUAAGCGGUUGGUGGAGCUCGAGCAUGUCUUCCCACAAGACGUUCAAGAUCAAGCGGUUUCUCGCUAAGAAGCAGAAGCAGAACCGUCCCAUCCCGCAAUGGAUCCGCAUGAAAACUGGCAAUAAAAUCAGAUACAACUCCAAAAGGAGACACUGGAGGAGGACCAAGCUCGGCCUGUAAAGAGAAGCAGCUCCAAUCUUACCAGCACAACCCUGUAUCUUGCAUCAAACUGUCAAGCGCCAGAAUGGUCUCUUCCUAUCAACCUGCCACAUUAUCAGGGCUGGAAUUCUGUCUUGUGCUGUGCAGUCUCCCCCCUUUGUAGAAAUAUUUGUUAUUACAAAUAUUACUGAAUAAAAAACUGAAUGAUGAGGAAAAAAGAGUACAGUUUAUGGCUUAGGAGAAUGUUUUCUUCCAUAGAAAGUGUUUAUUUACUUAUGUAUUUACUGCACUUAUUUGGGAUUUUUCUGCUAAGCCACUGCAAGGGGUGUACAAUUUAAAAUACAGUGGUACCUCGACUUACGAAGACAAUCCGUUCCGUGGCUGUCUUCGUAAGUCGAAGUCUUCGGUUGCCGAAGCGCCCAUUCUGCACCUGCGCGAUUUCGCACUUCUGCACAUGCGCUGACCGCGCUGCUUC